Messenger RNA from Strongylocentrotus purpuratus (purple sea urchin), 2612 nucleotides. It is a transcript of the gene lrrc43, whose product is annotated as leucine-rich repeat-containing protein 43. Lineage: Eukaryota; Metazoa; Echinodermata; Echinoidea; Camarodonta; Strongylocentrotidae. The record is from RefSeq and is a predicted model, not a curated record. The transcript is spliced from 15 exons. Bases 136 to 2229 code for a protein of 697 amino acids.
UGAUGCUCGUCUCAGCACAAGAUGGCGGCGUUGCUACAACAAUAAAUGAUGCUGCUGUGAGCUAGAUUAUAACUAUAAGCUUUGCUAAGAGAUAAGAUUUAGUUAAUUCUAACAAAAAUCCAGAGGGAAUUCAAAAUGCCAGUUGCAACCGGUGUUGAUGCAUUCGUUGCUUUUGAGCGACAACUUAGGACACUCUGUUUAGAUGAAUUUCCGUGUGGCACAGGUUCAUGGAGGACAGCAUCGGACAACAGAAAUCCAGGCACACAAUUUUCAGUUACUCUGCGAGAUUAUGGAGCACGGAAGGAGCAGGAGGAGACGUUGGAUGAGCUUGUGACUUCCAAGUACUCCCCUUACAGCGUGGACUAUACCUGGAGCAAGGAGGCCAGGCAGCUGAGGGAGAUAGCUGUCAAGAGCCCAUGGCUGAUCACCAGGGACUUCAUCCUAAAACACUUCCAGACCAUGAAGAUAGUGGACAAGAAUGUAUGUAACGUUGACAGUGGAAUGCUUCAGUUUCCCAAGCUGACCGAACUCACCCUCAGUGCUAACUCAUUACAAAGUGUAGACUCCAGGAAUCUUCCAAUCACAAUAAAGGUUUUAGAACUAGUAGCUAAUGAGAUUAGUGAUCUGGAACCACUCUGCUAUGCCCCGCCCCCAGGUCUCAUUCAUUUGGGUCUAGGUGUCAACAGAAUAUCGGCUGUCCAUGACUACCUAACAGGGCCUUAUUGGCCUCACUUACUCUCCUUGGAUCUGAGCUUCAACAACCUGUGUGAUUUUAAAGAAGUAGUCUACAAGCUUCAGACCCUACCAAAACUCAGAAAUCUUGUACUCAUCGGCAAUCCCCUAGCAUUGCUACCUGGUUACCGUGGUUACACAGUGGAUAGUUUGCGUAAAUUGACCAUCCUGGAUGACUUGCAGAUAUCAGCCGAUGAGAAACAUCACUUCAAAGGAUUAGCUAGAAGGAGAGAGUUUGUGAGAAAUGAAGCCAAGGUCAUCUUGAAAUUGCGUGCCUUAUCAGGAAUACCCAUGCCAGCAGAGCUCCAGGCAACAGAAGAACUACCUGACUUCCCUAUCAUCACGAGGACAUACUAUGUGGAGUUCAACUUCUUGGAAGAUUUCUUGAACUCUCCACAGAAGGAGGAAGAGAAAGAGGAAGAGGAGAAGGAAGAGGAGAAGGAAGAGGAGAAGGAGGAGGAGAAAGAGGCUACUUUGGAGGAGUUGCCAGGGAAACAGGAAGAACGGACAGAGGGAGACCAGCUACCACAAGAGAAUGGACAUCCAGAGGAAAAUGGUGUUAAAGAGGGAACAGAAACCAACAAUGUCGACGCUGCAGCCACAGUACCAGAAAAGGAGGCAACUGAAGAGGAGACUGGUGAGGAUGAGACGACCCCAUCUCAGCAACCACUCAAGCUGGUUCCCUACAGGACUGAUGUGCUGCCUUGGGCAGAAGAAGGGAUGGAGCUGGUGUAUGAGAGGGAGAUUCAAAUUGAUGAUCUACCAGCCCUGAAGGAACUCUUCAAGAAAGGCCUGGAUAUUGAUAUCAAAGAGGAUAAGGUGCUGUCUUAUCCAGCUGAGGAUGAUGGAAGAGCGAGCGUGACAAGCAAGAAAGGAGGGAAGGAUGGAGGUAAACCUGAAAAGAGAGGAGCUAGUGGGGUCAAGGACAAAGCUAAAGAUGCUAAGGCAGCUAAAGAUGAUGGGAAGAAGAAGAAAAAGAAAGAGCCGGAGAUAGAGCUGACUCACAUGCCUCCAGAGGUCACUGUCCUAGGGUCAUAUCAUCUAGAGAUGGCGGAGAUUGUGAACGGAGAAACAAAGAUAGAACAAGUCUGCAUCUGUAGGGGUGGAUCCCUGGCUGCACAACAGAUGGAAGAGAAAGAAGAGGAAGUUCCGGAUGGAAAAAAGGACAAAAAGAAGAAAGAUGGAGGUGAAUCAGCGAAAGCAAAGAAAGGAAAAGAUGCAAAGCAAGACAAAGAAAAAGGCAAGAAACCAGGCAAGGGGGACGGCAAGGAUGCCAAGAAGGAUGGAGGCAAGGGAGCAAAGCGCCCCACUACGGGGGUCACCCUCGCCGGGGAGGAUGAAGACGAGAAGCCCCCGCCCCCUCCCCCAUUGACAGUCACCGUCGAGUUAGAGCUGGUCCAUUGGAAGACUGCCCAAGAGUCUAUCCCUAAGCUUGCCCCGGCUGCUACGCCUACCAUUCAUGAGGGUGAGGAAGGCAAAUCUGAAGUCCCAACAUGAGGAGGAGAUUUUUUUUUAAAGAGAGCAGUUGAACUAUUUUCUUUGUAAAAAUGGAUUUAUAAAUUUUGCACCCAGAAUGAAGAUGUGUUGGACUCCAUAAAUCUCCAAAAUAGUGGAGGGAUCAACAAAGAAGAUGAAGUUGCUGUAUUCUGCUCCGAUAGAGUCGAGUGAAGAAUUUGAUGAUCCCACAUGGUGACAUUUGUUUUCUUCUACAUCAGAUGAACUGUAAUCUUGUUAAAGUAAAAAUUUCAACAUUUUGCCUCAUGACUGAGGGUGCAUUGCUGUGCUCGUGUCCUGGGGGGUGUUUCACAAAGAUCCUAAGUCGAACUUACCUCUAAGUUGGACUUAACAAUUAUGGAAAGCUGUAGCAUCUAUGAAAAUAU